UGUGAGGGAUAUAAGGGGGUAAGAAAGACAAAAGAGGAGGUGUAUUUCUUCCCAGUUCACAUUUCUACUCUCUACUUUCUUCUCCUCCGCAACAUCAAAUUUCAGAACAACAACGUUGUAAUGCGAAACACAGAAAAUCCAAACUCUUCUUGUUCCUUUCUAUGUUGUUCCCCUCAUCAAAACCCUUCUCAUCUUCACUCCAAACCUCCCUCAAACGUGGAUUCACUCCCACUCCAAAUUCAAUCAACACCUUCUUCCAUUUCCUCUUCAAUCUCCGCAAAUUCAACCUAAUCAUCAACCUCUUCCAUCAAUUCACCCACAACAAACUCCCAAUCACUCCAAAAACCCAAACUUUCUUCACAUGGGCACUUCUCAACACUCACAGUUUCGAACAAGCCGAACGAUUCAUGAAGAAAAAUCCACACACCCCAUCUCGCGCGUGGGACGCGCUUAUCCGUCGUCUAUGCUCCACGCGCCAGGAAGAACCAGAAAGGGUUCUCUCAGUUCUGAAACAUUGUUUGGUAAGCCGUGGUGUUUUUAUCUCUUCCUCCGUUUUUUGUUGUGUAAUUCAAAAACUUUGUUACAUGGGUCAUGUGGGUAAGGCUAUUGAGGUUCUUGAAUUGAUGGCUGAGCAUAGAAAGGAAUACCCUUUUGAUGAUUUUGUUUGUAGUUCGGUGAUUUCGGCUUUUUGUAGGGUUGGGAAACCGGAGCUUUCGCUGUGGUUUUUCGAUAAUGUUGUGUCGUGGCGGCCGAAUUUGGUGACUUGUACUGCUAUUGUGAAUGCUCUUUGUAAGAUGGGGAGGGUUGAUGAGGUUUGUGAGUUCGUUAAGAAAAUGGAGGAAGAUGGGUUGGGUUUGGAUGUUGUUUUGUAUAGUGUUUGGGUUUGUGGGUAUGUUGAAGAAAAGGUUUUGGAUGAGGUUUUUAGGAAGAUGAGAGAGAUGGUGGAAAAGGGUAUAGAUCAUGAUUUUGUUAGUUAUACUAUACUCAUUGAUGGGUUUUCUAAGUUAGGUGAUGUUGAAAAGUCUUUUACUUUUUUGGCUAAGAUGAUUAAAGAAGGGAUUAGACCUAAUAAGGUUACUUAUACUGCAAUAAUGUCUGCGUAUUGUAAGAAGGGUAAAGUAGAGGAAGCGUUUGGGGUUUUCAAUACGAUGAAAGAUAUGGGAAUUGAGUUGGAUGAAUUCGUGUUUGUGGUUUUGAUUGAUGGAUUUGGAAGGAUGGGUGGUUUCGAUCGGGUGUUUCAACUUUUUGAUGAAAUGGAGAAGAGAGGGAUUAGUCCUAGUGUUGUUACGUAUAAUGCUGUUGUGAAGGGUUUGUCGAAGUUUGGGAGGACACAAGAGGCGGAUGAGUUUUCGAAAAAUGUGACUGCGGAUGUGAUUACGUACAGCACGUUGUUGCAUGGGUAUACAGAAGAAGAGAACAUUUUGGGGAUUUUGCAAACAAAGAAGCGGUUGGAAGAAGCUGGUAUCUCCAUGGAUGUUGUAAUGUGUAAUGUAUUGAUUAGAGCAUUGUUUAUGAUGGGGGCUUUUGAAGAUGUUUAUGCACUUUACAAAGGAAUGCCGGAAAUGGAUUUGGUUCCGAAUUCUGUUACUUAUUGCACAAUGAUUGAUGGGUAUUGCAAGGUUGGUAGAAUUGAUGAGGCGCUUGAGGUAUUUGAUGACUUCAGAAACACAUCGAUAUCUUCAAAUGAAUGCUACAAUAGUAUCAUCAAUGGCCUUUGCAAGAAGGGUAUGGUAGAAAUGGCCAUUGAAGCAUUGCUUGAACUCAAUCACAAAUGUCUCGUGUUGGAUACAGGUACAUAUAGGUUGUUGAUGAAGACAAUUUUCAAAGAAAACGAUUCAAAAAUGGUUUUAGAUUUAGUCUGCAGAAUGGAAGGUUUAGGGCCAGAUAUAUAUGAUGCAAUAUGUAAUGAUUCCAUAUAUUUAUUAUGUAAAAGAGGAUUGCUCACUGAUGCGAAUCAGUUGUGCGUUGCGAUGAAAAAGAAAGGAUUACCUGUCACAUGCAAGUCUUAUUAUUCACUUUUGAGAAGGCUUCUUUGUGUUGUUGGGAAAAAGGAGCAAAUUCUGCCCCUUCUGAAUUGCUUUCUGAAAGAGUACGGUCUAGUCGAACCAAAGGUUCAAAAGUUACUCGCACGAUACCUUUGUCUGAAAGAUGUCGAUGUCGCCCUUCAAUUUCUUAGAAAAACAGUGGACAAUUCUUCAGCAAUCACCUUUCCUGUCUCCAUUCUCAAGAUUCUCAUAAAGGAGGGUAGAGCUUUAGAUGCAUAUAAGCUUCUCAUCGGGAUUCAAGAUGAUUUACCAAUCAUGUAUGUUGAUUAUGCCAUCGUGAUCCAUGGCUUAUGCAAGGGAGGGUAUCUCAAUAAAGCGUUGGAUCUUUGUGCCUUUAUUGAAAAGAAAGGGAUGAAUUUGAACAUAGUCGUAUAUAAUUCAAUAAUAAACGGAUUGUGCCAUGAGGGUUGUCUUAUUGAAGCGUUUCGGCUAUUUGAUUCUUUAGAGAAACUUAAUUUGAUGACCUCUGAAAUAACUUACGCGACAUUAAUUUAUGCGUUAUGUAGAGAGGGAUAUUUGCCAGACGCAGAGCAUGUUUUCACGAAAAUGGUCAGUUGCGGGUUUCAACCAAAAACACAAGUUUACAAUUCGUUACUCGAUGCUAUAUCUAAGUUUGGACAAUUAGAGAAGGCGUAUGAGCUUCUUAACGAUAUGGAGAAAAAAUAUGUCGAGUUUGACAAUUUUACAGUAAGCGCUGUAAUAAAUUGCUAUUGUCAAAAGGGUGACAUGGAAGGAGGUCUUGAAUUCUAUUAUAAGUUCAAGGGAAAAGAUAUAUUACCCGAUUUUUUAGGGUUCUUGUAUUUGAUUAGAGGUCUGUGCACCAAGGGAAGGAUGGAAGAAGCAAGGAGUGUCUUGAGAGAAAUGCUCCAAUUCGAGAAUGUUACCAAGAUGAUUAAUAUUGUCAACAACGAGGUUGAUACCGAGUCAAUAAGUGAUUUUCUCGCCACUUUGUGUGAGCAAGGAAGCAUUCAAGAAGCUGUAGCAGUUCUCAAUGAAAUUGCACGCGUGUAUUUUCCUGUCCAAAAGUCUACUUAUAAUCAAGGAUCCGAUAAAUCACAGAAGAAUUAUGAAUCAAAAUGUUUUGGUUUUAAAUCUUCGACCUCUCCACCUUCAUCUUGCAAAAGUGGUUUAGAUUUUGAUUUCUAUUAUUCUCGAAUUGCUGCACUUUGCACCAAAGGGGAGUUGCAGGAUGCUAAUCAAUUAGCAAAGGAAAUGCUUUCUGACAUGGCAGAGCCUAUGAACUGAACAUUUGGAAUGAAAAAUUUGAAGGAUUUCAUUUAACAUUGAAAUGUUUCUCUUGUAGUGCCAGCAAUGAGAGCACGCAGCUGAAAUCUGCAGUUUCGAAGCAUUAAUAUUUCGAGGAGAAUUGCAAAACCAACGAAUGGAGAUUUCCCAGAUUCAAGCCAACAUAUGGAGCUUGAUGUGAAAGAGGAGAAUUUGGGGGCAGUUUCUUCUGUGCCCGAGAACGACGCCACGCUGUUAGCAUCUGUUCCGCCGCAUGAGAUAUUGACAUUGAAGCAAGAAGUUUCUAGUCCUCCAAAACCAAGUGAAAACUUGAUUUCUGCUGAAAAUGAGAAAAAUCAAGGCUUAAAUGUUGAUGUUGAAAAUUCGUGCAGCCCUUGUUGAACUAGUUAAAGAGUUUCUAAAACCAUUUUGACAUGAGGGUCGUCUCAGCAAGGAAGCACUUAUAACAACAGUUAAAAAAUCAGUUGACAAGGUUGCUAGCACUUUAGAGCCACACCAAAUUCCAACAAAUGAAGAUUCUGCUAAGCAAUAUAUUUCUUCUUGUCGGCCGAAAAUUGCAAAGUUAGUCCAUGGAUGUCAAUAAACAUGGAAAAUCUUGAUAUGCAAGCCGAAACACUUUUUUCGGCGCCGUCUCUUUGAUUGUUCCAUUCUAAAAUAAUAGUGUGAUCAUCCUUUUGGACGGAAAAUCACCAGAAAUAAAAUAGAAGAUUUGCUUGAAAUUUUAAAUUAAUAGCACGACCGCAGGUUUUGAUAGAUUUUAGUUAUGCAAUUCUUCACAGGCCUCGAGUGUAA
Vicia villosa (hairy vetch) is the source of this 4082-nucleotide messenger RNA. RefSeq names its product pentatricopeptide repeat-containing protein At5g57250, mitochondrial-like. The record is from RefSeq and is a predicted model, not a curated record. NCBI's taxonomy places the organism in Eukaryota, Viridiplantae, Streptophyta, Magnoliopsida, Fabales, Fabaceae. The transcript has 4 exons. Bases 162 to 3290 code for a protein of 1042 amino acids. Gene Ontology annotation, molecular function: protein binding.